Messenger RNA from Naegleria gruberi, 525 nucleotides. RefSeq lists its product as uncharacterized. The record is from RefSeq and is a predicted model, not a curated record. Bases 1 to 525 code for a protein of 174 amino acids. The transcript is spliced from 4 exons. NCBI's taxonomy places the organism in Eukaryota, Heterolobosea, Eutetramitea, Acrasida, Naegleriidae. Gene Ontology annotation, molecular function: protein binding.
AUGACUGACGAAUCUUCACCACACGUUACUCUCUGUGAUGCUGCUUACCACGGCGAUUUGGAUUCCAUUAGAGAAGUUCUCUCUAAUAGAGAUAAUAGAUAUUAUGUUAAUGAAUUUUUGAACUAUGAUGAACAAAUGGGAGAAAUGACCCCAUUCAUGUAUGCUGCCGUUAAAGGACACAUUGAUUCCUUAAAAUUAUUCUUUGAAUUGGGUAGACCGAUUGUUAAUCUUCCUGAUUUUGAAGGUGAUACUCCACUGAUUUUGGCUACCAACUCCAAGCAAUAUGAUGUUAUGAGAUUCCUCAUUGAAAAGGGAUCAACUAUUGACCAUAUGGAUGAAAAUGGAAUGAACGCUCUUCACAUUGCUGCAUCAAAUGGUGAUAUUCUUGCAGUAAAGAUUUUGCUUGAAAAGGGUGCUAACAAGAAUCAAUCAACAAGAGGAAAGGAAGGUCACACUGCCGAUAUGAUUGCUGAAAUGUACGGACACACAAAGGUUGCUCAAUACAUUCGCGAUUUCCCUCUCUAA